CUUGUCCAAGCAGGGAGUUCUGGUCCCGGCAGCUCGCCGUAGCAAGGCGUUGAUUGGCUGUUCGUGCGCCCGGCAGCUUUCCUAGCCAGCGGGUGGAGCAGCGCGCGGGACUGUGAAAAUGAGCCUGCGGAAGCAAACCCCUAGUGACUUCUUAAAACAAAUAAUAGGAAGGCCAGUUGUCGUAAAGUUAAAUUCUGGAGUGGACUAUCGAGGUGUCCUGGCUUGUCUGGAUGGGUAUAUGAAUAUAGCUUUGGAACAGACGGAAGAAUAUGUAAAUGGACAGUUAAAGAACAAGUAUGGGGAUGCAUUUAUCCGAGGAAACAAUGUUCUGUACAUAAGCACACAGAAGAGGAGGAUGUGAAGAUGCCAAAAAAAGGAUAUUUUGUACUGCAGAGCUUGUUUUUUUCCCCUGAAUGAUGAGACCUGUUUGAUUUGUAGCUAGUUCUCUUUGGUUGAAAAAUACAGCUGUUUAAAUAUUUCUUUAUGUGCUGUGAAGCCAGAUAUACCACAGUGACUACUGCCGGAAGGAUGUUGCUUUUUUUUUUAAAUGCAAAGAAAUACAAUUGCAUGUUUUUCUGGG
Molecule: messenger RNA, 580 nt
Organism: Alligator mississippiensis (American alligator)
Lineage: Eukaryota; Metazoa; Chordata; Crocodylia; Alligatoridae
Gene: LSM6
Product: LSM6 homolog, U6 small nuclear RNA and mRNA degradation associated
Exons: 4
Coding region: 119-361 (80 amino acids)
Biological process (GO): maturation of SSU-rRNA; mRNA splicing, via spliceosome
Cellular component (GO): P-body; sno(s)RNA-containing ribonucleoprotein complex; nucleolus
Molecular function (GO): RNA binding
Source: RefSeq, a predicted model, not a curated record